This is a messenger RNA of Loxodonta africana (African savanna elephant), 1288 nucleotides long. Its product is annotated as olfactory receptor 56B1-like. Gene Ontology annotation, biological process: G protein-coupled receptor signaling pathway. NCBI's taxonomy places the organism in Eukaryota, Metazoa, Chordata, Mammalia, Proboscidea, Elephantidae. Gene Ontology annotation, cellular component: plasma membrane. The transcript has a single exon. Gene Ontology annotation, molecular function: olfactory receptor activity; G protein-coupled receptor activity. The coding region runs from base 329 to 1288 and encodes 319 amino acids. The record is from RefSeq and is a predicted model, not a curated record.
AAGGUUUAGGAAAAAAAAAAAUAGAAUCAUAUUUAUGUGGCUGCACUAACCUGGGAUAACUGAGAACAAUGCAAAUAGAGAUUUAAAAUUCAUGCUUAAAUUUCCUUGCAUAGUAAACAUUGAUAAUUACUAAUCUUAAAUCUACCUCCUACUAAUAAAAUCCUAGAACUCCCUGGAAUGAUCUAAAAUUAUUAUAAGAGAGGGACUACAGAAUUUUUGGGGGGGGGGCAGAACCACAUUACACUAAGUGGAGAGAGUUUUAAAGUGAUAUUUGAUGAUGUUUAUGCUCAGAGGCAGCAGCUGAAAAUAAUUUUUUUCCUGGAAAAAUAUGUCUGCAACUCUCAAAUUCUCCAACAGCACCAAAUUCCAGGUCUCUGAGUUCAUCCUGAUGGGAUUCCCAGGCAUUCACAGCUGGCAACAUUGGCUCUCCUUGCCGUUGGCACUACUCUACCUCUCAGCAAUUGGUGCUAACACACUCAUCCUCAUCACCAUUUGCCAAAACUCUACUCUGCAGCAGCCUAUGUACUAUUUCCUAGGCAUCCUCUCUGUUGUGGACAUGGGCUUGGCCACCACCAUCAUGCCCAAGAUCCUGGCCAUCUUCUGGUUUAAUGCCAAGGUCAUUAGCCUCCCUGAGUGUUUUGCUCAGAUAUAUGCCAUUCACUGCUUUGUUGGCAUGGAGUCUGGUAUCUUCCUCUGCAUGGCUGUUGAUAGAUAUGUGGCUAUUUGUCGUCCUCUUCGCUACCCAUCAAUUGUCACCAAUGCCUUAAUAGUAAAAGCCACCCUGUUCAUGGUGCUUAGAAAUGGCUUGUUUGUUAUUCCAGUGCCUGUGCUUGCAGCCCACCGUAUUUAUUGCUCUAAGAAUGAGAUUGACCAUUGCUUGUGCUCUAACCUUGGGGUCACAAGCUUGGCUUGUGAUGAUAGGAGGCCAAAUAGCAUUUGUCAGUUAGUUCUGGCAUGGCUUGGUAUGGGGAGUGACCUAAGUCUUAUCAUAUUGUCAUAUACUUUGAUCCUGCGCUCUGUAUUUAGACUGAACUCAGCUGAAGCUGCAUCCAAGGCUUUAAGCACUUGUACCUCCCACCUCAUCCUCAUCCUCUUCUUCUACACCGUUGUUGUAGUGAUUUCAGUAACUCACCUGGCAGAGAGUAAGGCCACUUUGACUUCAGUUCUUCUCAAUGUGCUACACAACAUCAUCCCCCCUGCCUUAAACCCUAUGGUUUAUGCACUUAGGACAAAAGAGCUAAGGGCAGUUUUCCAAAAGGUGCUUUGUUUAGGCCUAGAAAAGAAAUGA